This is a messenger RNA of Cyprinodon tularosa, 960 nucleotides long. Its product is annotated as olfactory receptor 11A1-like. NCBI's taxonomy places the organism in Eukaryota, Metazoa, Chordata, Actinopteri, Cyprinodontiformes, Cyprinodontidae. Bases 1 to 960 code for a protein of 319 amino acids. The record is from RefSeq and is a predicted model, not a curated record. Gene Ontology annotation, biological process: G protein-coupled receptor signaling pathway. Gene Ontology annotation, molecular function: G protein-coupled receptor activity; olfactory receptor activity. Gene Ontology annotation, cellular component: membrane. The transcript has a single exon.
AUGAUUGAACUGCAAACUAACACAAGGAUGAAAAUAAAUUCAACACAGGUUUUAUAUUUUACUCUUAGUGCCUACAUUGACACAGGUUCAUUGAAGUAUUUUUCUUUUUUUAUAGUCCUGUGUCUGUAUGUUCUUAUCGUUGGUUUUAACGUCUUGCUGAUCAUUGUGAUCUGUGUGAACAGGACCUUACAUGACCCUAUGUACAUGUUUCUGUGCAGCCUGUUUGUUAAUGAACUGUACGGUAGUUUAGGCUUGUUUCCCUUCAUGCUGAUUCAGAUUCUCUCUGAUGUUCACAUUAUUUCUGCUCCUCUUUGUUUUCUGCAGAUUUUCUGUAUUUAUUCUUAUGCAAGCAUCGAAUUUAGUAACUUAGCCAUAAUGUCUUAUGACAGGUAUGUCGCUAUAUGUCGUCCUCUCCAGUAUAACUCACUGAUGACUUCACAGAGAAUCGUCUUUCUAGUGUCCAUCACAUGGAUACAUUCUUUUUUUUCUGUUAGUGUUACAAUAUUCCUGAGUUCCUCUCUGCAGUUCUGCAGGAAUGCCAUUAAUAAGAUUUACUGCAGUAAUUAUGCUAUUAUAAAGCUGUCUUGUAAUGAGGCAAGGGUCAACAACAUUUAUGAACUUGUUAUGCUCUUUCUAGCAGUCUUUGUUCCUGUAUCUGUAAUUCUAUACACCUACAUGAGGAUUCUUAAGGUGUGUUUAUCAGGGUCUAAACAGACCCGGCAGAAAGCUGUCAGUACCUGCACUCCUCACAUCGCUUCUAUUAUCAACUUCUCUUUUGGCUCUUCCUCUGAGAUCUUACAGAGCAGAUUUAACACAAAUAAUAUUCCUGCCAUGCUAAGAAUAUUUUUAGCACUGUAUUAUCUAACCUGUCAGCCAUUUUUCAACCCAGUUCUGUAUGGCUUGAAUCUGUCCAAAAUACGCAGCCUGUGUAAGAAGCUGGUUUUAAAAUGUGCAUUUUGA